AUGCCUACAGUUGAACAGUUGAAAUGGUCUUCGUUUCUUGGUGAUAAGAAUGGUGAAAAAGGCGGUGAUGAAAGGAAAUUGCGAAGGCUGGUUGAUGUUACAAAGCUUUCUAUGCCUGAGAGAUGUUCAUUGAUUGAGAAGCUGAUUGGAGAUGUUGAGCACCAAGAUUUCCAACUGCUGCGGAGAAUUAGAGAAAGAAUGGAUAAACUCGGGAUAAAGAAUCCUACUGUUGAAGUAGGAUAUCGAAACCUACAUGUUGAAGUUGACUGUGAAGUUGUUGAUGGAAAGCCACUCCCAAAAUCCAACAAUUCUGCAAUCAGUAAGCCAUUUCUUUUGGAUUCUGGUUUGCAGAACCUUGUGAGGCUUCCAUGUUUGAAGCCACAGAUUUCCAAGAUCAGCGUAAUUAAAGAUGCAAGCGGUAUCAUCAAACCGGGAAGGCUGACUCUAUUGCUAGGACCUCCAGGAGCUGGGAAGACAACCUUUUUGAAAGCACUUUCAGGAAAUAUUAGCAAAUCCCUUCAGGUUACUGGGGAGAUUUCCUACAAUGGAUACAGGCUAACCGAGUUUGUUCCCCAGAAAACGGCUGCCUACAUAAGUCAAUACGAUCAGCAUAUCCCAGAAAUGACUGUUAGAGAAGCACUUGAUUUCUCAUCCUGCUGUCAGGGUGUAAACAGCAGAGCAGAAAUUAUGAUGGAGCUCAUUAAAAGGGAGAAAGCAGCAGGAAUUCUUCCUGAUCCAGACAUAGAUACUUACAUGAAGGCGAUUUCUAUCCAAGGACAAAAAACAACUCCCCAAACUGACUACAUUUUGAAAAUCCUAGGACUCGGUACAUGUGCUGACACGAUUGCCGGAGAUGCCAUGAGGAGAGGCAUUUCUGGUGGACAAAAGAGAAGACUGACUACAGGGGAGAUGGUUGUCGGCCCAGCAAAAGCAUUGUUCAUGGAUGAAAUCUCAAAUGGAUUGGACAGUUCAACUACUUAUCAGAUGGUUUCUUGGCUUCAGCAGUUGGCACAUCUGACUGAUGCAACCAUACUGGUGGCACUGCUUCAGCCGGCACCAGAAGUAUUUGAUCUCUUUGAUGACAUCAUCUUGAUGGCUGAAGGAAAAAUUAUUUAUCAUGGACCUAAAAGUAAGGUUGUGGAAUUUUUUGAAAGUUGUGGCUUUAGGUGUCCUGAAAGGAAAGGAGUAGCAGAUUUUCUCCAGGAGGUGAUUUCAAGGAAAGAUCAAGCACAAUAUUGGAUUCAAGGUGAAGAAAGCUACAGUUACAUUUCUGUAAAUACAUUUUGUGAGAUGUUUAAAGAAACAUCUUAUGGGAAGAUGCUGUAUCAGGAGCUUUCGCAGCCAACUGUCAAGUCCAAUGACCAAAAAGAUGCACUUAGUUUUGAUGUAUAUUCUCUUCCAAAAUGGGAACUCUUUAAAGCAUGCCUCCGUAGGGAGUUUCUCCUGAUGAAAAGAAACUCUUUUGUGUAUGUGUUCAAAGCUGUUCAGCUUUUCAUAAUUGCAUCAAUCACUAUGACUGUAUUUCUACGAACAUGGAUGGAUGUCGAUCUUCUCCAUGCAAAUUAUUAUGUGGGGGCCCUUUUCUAUGCGCUUGCAAUUCUUCUAGUCGAUGGGGUCCCAGAACUGUCAAUGACUGUUUCAAGACUUCCAGUUUUCUACAAACAAAGGGAUAUGCAAUUCUACCCAGCAUGGGCAUACACAAUUCCUGCUGCCAUCUUAAAGAUUCCCCUCUCAUUGCUAGAAGCCACUGUCUGGACAACUUUAACUUAUUAUGUGAUUGGUUUCAGCCCUGAGGCCGGAAGGUUCUUUCGCCAGCUAGUGCUAUUUUUUGCUAUUCACUUGACAUCCAUAUCCAUGUUUCGGUUCUUAGCAUCCAUCUGUCGGACUCUUGCUGCGUCUACAAUUGGGGCUAAUUUGACAGUGUUGUUUGUCUUCCUAUUUAGUGGCUUCAUAAUUCCUCGACCUACAAUGCCAGUGUGGUUGAAGUGGGGUUUUUGGAUUUGUCCAUUGACGUAUGGCGAGAUUGGCCUAGCAAUUAAUGAAUUUCUUGCACCAAGAUGGCAAAAGACCCUUCCAGCAAACAACACUAUAGGGCAAGAAGUCCUUGAAAGACAUGGUUUGAAGUUUGAUGGUAUCUUCUACUGGAUUUCACUGGCUGCUUUGUUUGGGUUUACGAUACUCUUCAACACCGGUUUCAUUCUCGCCUUAAGUUUCUUAAAAGCUCCUGGUUAUAGGGCAAUCAUCUCAAGGGAAAAAUUCUCCAAAAUGCAAGAAAAAAGUACUACUUCCUUUCAUGUGGAUCAAGAGUUGAGGAAUACUACUUUCAGAAAAGCUAAAAGAUCAGAAAGAAUGGUUUUACCUUUCCAACCUCUGGUAGUAGCGUUCAAAGAUGUACAGUACUAUGUGGAUGUCCCCAUGGAAUUUGUACAAGAAGUCCUUCACACAAUUGAGCUUGAUGGGAUCAAAGAUUCUUUAGUAGGUGUUCCAGGGGUCAGCGGUUUGUCAACUGAGCAACGCAAGCGACUUACAAUUGCCGUUGAACUGGUUGCUAAUCCCUCCAUAAUUUUCAUGGAUGAACCUACAACUGGAUUGGAUGCAAGAGCAGCUGCAAUCGUGAUGCGAGCAGUGAAGAAUGUGGCUGAUACAGGGAGAACAAUGGUUUGCACUAUCCAUCAACCAAGUAUUGACAUUUUUGAAGCUUUUGAUGAGCUUAUUCUUUUGAAAACUGGAGGGCAAAUGGUAUACUUUGGACCACUGGGCAAGCAUUCGAGUGAAGUGAUCAAGUAUUUUGAAGCUAUUGAUGGUGUCCCGAAAAUAAAAAGGAAUUAUAAUCCAGCGACGUGGAUUUUGGACGUGACUUCUGCUGCAUCUGAAGCGAAACUCGGGGUAGACUUUGCUCAGAUCUAUAACAAGUCAUCUCUCUAUGAGAAGAAUAUGGACACUGUAAAGAUGUUGAGUGCUCCAACUCCUGGUUCUAAAAUUCUGGAAUUUCCAACCCGCUUUUCACAAACAGCAUGGGGACAGUUCAAAGCUUGCCUCUGGAAACAACACUGGUCUUACUGGAGAAGCCCGACAUACAAUCUGACCCGCGUUCUCCUCAUGACUAUGGGAGGCCUGCUUUUUGGAGGACUGUUUUGGAAUCAAGGCCAAAAACUGAAUGAUCAACAGAGCCUACUCAACAUAUUCGGAUCAAUGCUCAUUACCCUAAUCUUUGUUGGUGUAAAUAAUUCUUCUUCAGUUUUACCAUAUGUCAGCACGGAGCGAACUGUUUUCUAUCGCGAAAGAUUUGCAGGAAUGUAUUCGUCAUGGGCUUAUGCCGCCGCCCAGGUUGUAAUUGAGAUUCCAUAUAGUUUUACCCAAACACUAGCAUUUACAAUCAUCUCAUAUCCAAUGAUUGGAUACUAUUGUUCAGCCUGGAAGUUCCUGUUUUACUUCUACACCAUAUUCUGUACAUGCUUGUACUUCAACUAUUGGGGAAUGCUGCUGGUUUCCAUUACAUCAACCCUUCCUCUUGCAUCCAUUGUGCUCUCAGCUUCUUACACAAUGUUCAACUUAUUUGCUGGAUUCUAUGUUCCUCGACUGAGAAUUCCCAAGUGGUGGACCUGGCUGUAUUAUCUAAUUCCUUCAUCAUGGGCUCUUAAUGGUUUGAUUACUUCACAAUUUGGAGAUAUCCAAGGAGAGAUUGAGGUGUUUGGUCAAACUACAACUCCAGCAACCUUCAUAAAACACUACUAUGGAUUUGACCACAAUCAAUUGCCUCUUGUGGCGUUUAUGCUGAUCCUGUACCCACUCACUUUUGCUCUUCUGUUUGCUUACUUUAUUGGGAGGUUGAAUUUCCAAAACAGGUGA
Oldenlandia corymbosa var. corymbosa is the source of this 3849-nucleotide messenger RNA. Lineage: Eukaryota; Viridiplantae; Streptophyta; Magnoliopsida; Gentianales; Rubiaceae. The record is from the annotation of a GenBank genome assembly.